AUGAGAGAAAACAAAGAUACGAAUAAUAAAAAGAAGAAAUUUUUAACAUUAGCUCAAAAGAAAGAACUCUGCAAAAAACGAAGAGAUCAAAAAUUUAGUGGUGUUAAAUUAGCAGCACAAUAUGGAAUUUCCACUAGCACAGUUUCUGAUAUUUUAAAAGGAUUAGAAUAUUGGCUUUCCAUUGAUACCACUUUACCAAAUGCAAAUAAUUUUCGUGAAAAAUCUAGUGUUUAUCCACAAUUAGAAGAACAUCUGCAGGAUGUUGGUAAAAAACGUCCUAAAGAAUGUGUUAGUAUUUUGGCAACUUGUAAUACUUCUGGUGAUGAAAGAUUGCCUUUAGUUUUUAUUCAUAAAUAUGAAACACCAUAUAAUGCUAGAUGUAAUAAAUCUGAGAAUAUCAAUAGUCUUUCAAAUGUUAAGGUUCAUUUUUUACCACCAAAUACAACAUCAUUUCUUCAACCAUUAGAUCAAGGGAGACCCCAUUCCACCCCAAUUGAUAUUUUUGAUUCAAUCAAUUUAAUUGCAGAUGCCUGGAAAAAAGUAUCUAAAAAAACAAUUCUUAACAGUUGGGUUAAAGUUGGAAUCCUUUCCAAUAAUAAUAUGGAAGAUUCUGAAUGUUCAGACAAUUCUGAUUAUGAAGAAGAUAAUAUUGGACAUGAAUUACAAUUAUUAAUUGAUAAGUUAGGAUUUGUAGAUCCUUUAGCUGUGAAUGACUAUAUUAAUAUUGAUAAUAGAGCAUCUGCUGAAGAGGAAUUAUCAUUACAAGAAAUUGUUGAAGUUGUAAAGGGAACAAAUGAAAGGGAAAUUGAAGAGAAAGAGGAGCAAGAUGAAAUCUCUACAAUAGUUGAGUUAAAUAGCAUUGAAAAUGUAAUUAAAUAUAUUCAACAAAAAGAUUUAGAAAUUGAUUGCCUGUGUAAUUCUAUUAAUCAAAGUGAAUUAAAUACAUUACAAAAAUUAAGACAUGAAGUAUUAAGAUCACAUAUCAUCAAUUUAAAGCAGACUACAUUAGAUAGUUAUUUUACUUCUAAUUCUAAUAACGAUGAUGAAGAGCUCAUGACUUCACUAGAAUUGGAUGAUACUUCUGAAAAUAAUGAUGAUGAAAGAAUACCAGAUGCAUCAAACCGCUCUGCCAAUGUACAAAAUAAUUUGGAAAAUACAUCUAAUGAAAAUAGUGAAAAUGAUUUUCAGAAUUCAGCUACAAAUGAUGGAAAUAAUAUUACUUAA
This is a messenger RNA of Rhizophagus irregularis DAOM 181602=DAOM 197198, 1224 nucleotides long. The record is from RefSeq and is a predicted model, not a curated record. Lineage: Eukaryota; Fungi; Glomeromycota; Glomeromycetes; Glomerales; Glomeraceae.